GAGCUCGGAGUCGAGCCGCUGCUCCUCCACAUUGAGAGGAGUCAGCUGAGGUGGCUUGGGCAUCUGUACCGGAUCCUCCUGGACGCCUCCCUAGGGAGGUGUUCCAGGCAUGUCCCACCGGGAGGAGACCCCGGGGAAGACCCAGGACACGCUGGAGAGACUAUGUCUUUCGGCUGGCCUGGGAACGCCUCGGACUCCCCCCGGAAGAGCUGGAGGAAGUGUCUGGGGUGAGGGAAGUCUGGGCAUCCCUGCUGAGGCUGCUACCCCCGCGACCCGGGAACGGAUAAAGCGGGAGAAGAUGAAUGAGAACCUAAACUCUGCGCGAUGUCGGCAGAAGAGAAACUAUGAUAAAAAUCGGCGAGACAUUGAGUUUCAGCCAUCAAACAGAGUUUGGAUCCGAGCCCAUCCCCUCUCCAAAGCCGAAAAGUCCUUCACUGCGAAGCUAGCCCCUAAAUGGCAAGGACCUUAUAGAGUGGUGCAGCAAGUUGGACCGGUGAAUUAUCAGGUGGUUCUGGAGGAUUCAGGGCAGGACCUGAAGGUCGUCCAUGUUUCCCGGCUGAAGCCCUGCUACCCCUCUGCUCAAGAGAUGGAGGAGCGGGAGCGUAAGCGCGUUUUGGAAAUCUUUCUGGAAGACUCAGAGGAAGAGGACUUCCUGGGGUUCCCAGACACCACCUUUUCUGCUUCCCGGGGUGGAUGGGAUGGAUCUGGAGGACGACAAGAGGAUGACUAUCCUGAUUGCUCCUCUGAGUCAGAAAGUGACCCCCUUAACCCAAGUGUCAUCUAAGGCGAAUGCUAAACCCAUGUCAGGAUGACUACAGCGUCCUUACCCUUGGUCGGCUUUCACUAAGGGGGUAGGACUGUAGCGACCCAGCUGACCUGACGUCACAGUCCAUUCACAGAUCCAGCCGCUCACGCCCCUCUCCAUUCACCCAAUAACCACACUGUAACUGUUUCCUGGUUGCCUGUAGGGUGGGGAUCCGUGGUAAAACCCGGAUUGGCUUUAUUUUGUAUGCUGGGAUACACAGUCGGGAAUGGAAUGACCGGAAUUCCUGGAGUAUAUGGAAAGGACUGAGUUAUUGGACUGAAAUACAAAGAAGCAAAUGGAAACUUGUGCUGUGUCUUGUUUGAAUGGUUGUUUAUUUAUUGUAUGUUGGGUAUUUGAAUCACUAUCACCUAUUGUUGUACGGGCUUAAGGUCUGUUUAUUUUGAGUUGAAAGUUAUUAUUAUUUGUCAGACAUGACUCUGACUGGCACCCCUUAAGACCAGCCCGUUACAAACUUCUAACUAUAGCAGACGGGGAUGUCCUCUCUCACCUCAGCCUUCUGUCCCCACCGCUCCACAGAACUCAGAUUCUGAGGUAACCACCACACUCACAGCUGACUUUAACAGACAAAAACAUUGUACAGUGUUGCAGAAGAUCUACAUGAUUGAGAAGCAAACAGCAUUCUUAAUAUCGUGUUGUUUGUGGCUGCUUCCAGUUUUAUUUGUUCACAACGGUCUUUUUGUUGUUCAUUUCCUCCUCAGGAGGAGCUCCAGGGUCCUGAUGGCCAGCUGGGAUUUCAGCAUGUCCUGAAGCUGGCCUGGGCAGAUGGAAGAUGGUGGAAGCCAAGAGUCUCCAGGGGCUCGGAGAGAGACGGGUAGACAGACUCUGGCAACGCCUGCCAGAGCAGGACAAGCGGACAGUCGUCUACCCGUCCAGACACCAGGACAGACAGUCCAAGGGUUCAAGGUAGCAAAGGGGAAGAACACUUACUGGGCGGGGAAGGAAAGUCUCCUGCGGUGAGUUUCAUUUCAAACAGCUCUGGUGCUUAUGUUGCCGUGUGCUGUAUUUGAACAGCGUCUCACCUCCACUGUCUUCCAGCUGCUACUCCCACUCAACUGGGGCCCUGCAGACGGGCCAGAUGCAGCCGCCUGGUGGAGGCCGUUUGCAGCAGCUCUGCCGUCUCCAUCCUGCCGCCACACGCGUGGGAGGAUCAUGAAGACCCGCUGGUCCCUCAUCCACGGAGACUACGUGUCCAUCAGGGAGACGGUGCUGGCAGCCCGAGGCUGAUGCUCAGACCAACAUUCAGCUCUUUGAGCUGAAUCAGAGGACUCUGUCGCAGUGGUAAGAGCUCCGUCACUGAUCCGGAGUCUGUACUUGGUUGGUGCUGGAGCAGGGAACCGGGAUCGUCCCUGCUCCGGCGUUGGCCAAGGAUCCUCAAAAACUGGAAACAGGACACACUCGCAUCGGGGGCACGUCGUACUGCGCUGCUGUUGGUGGCAAGUCUGUGACGGACUGGAAGGAGGGGAUGAAAGGACAAAAGAAAUGGAGGUUUUGUAUAUAAAUGUAUAUAGUUUUUUUUUUAAUAAUUUAUAUAUAGUUUUGUUUUUUUGUAUGUAAAUGUAUAUAUUUGUUUA
Molecule: messenger RNA, 2397 nt
Organism: Cololabis saira (Pacific saury)
Lineage: Eukaryota; Metazoa; Chordata; Actinopteri; Beloniformes; Belonidae
Exons: 2
Coding region: 110-784 (224 amino acids)
Source: RefSeq, a predicted model, not a curated record